This is a messenger RNA of Bombus huntii, 3614 nucleotides long. RefSeq names its product F-box only protein 43-like. The transcript is spliced from 2 exons. Gene Ontology annotation, cellular component: nucleus. Gene Ontology annotation, molecular function: protein binding. Lineage: Eukaryota; Metazoa; Arthropoda; Insecta; Hymenoptera; Apidae. Gene Ontology annotation, biological process: regulation of mitotic nuclear division; negative regulation of meiotic nuclear division. The record is from RefSeq and is a predicted model, not a curated record. The coding region runs from base 329 to 1156 and encodes 275 amino acids.
AAUGGCGGGAUGAGUCAGGUUAGCCGAUUGGUCGGGCAAUUGCCAAGGGAGCUACGGUGGGACAACGGAUAAACAGACUUCAAAGUUUCGUAGUGCUUGCAGCGCAGGAACACGCAGAGGGAGAGUCGGUGUCCGCGUGCGCAUGUUUGCCGCGAAUCUUACUUCGAAUCCUUACACAGUGAAGAUUAAUAUUUCUGGUGAUACAUUUCUGGCGAAUUGCUACUUGUCACAUGGUUUUGAACACUUUUCAUGCAAUGUCAUGUUGAAAUAACAUCAUGUUGAAGUGACAAGUGAGAAAUGGGAAUAUAUCGUCCGGAAAGGCACGAAGAUGGAUGAAAUGGAAAACAUAAGUAUCUGCGAGACACCUUGCAUCACGAUAAACUCGAGCAAUCGCAGUUGGCACGACAGUGUUAACGACAGUGGUUAUGUGUCUAUUACUUCUCAUUCUGGCGGGUAUACACCAAUAAUUUCAAGAUACAGGUCUAGAGUGAGAGCUACUCCAGAUUAUACAGGAAGAGAAACAGUGGAUAUAUUGGCGCUCCUUGGAGACAAAAGCAAUCAUUGGAGGAUAGUGUCUAAAAUAUUAUCCUUCCUUGGACCGCAGGAUCUUUGUUCAAUCAGUAUGGUGUCGAAAACAUGGAAGAGAAUCUGUAUAAACGAUUCUAGGGCCAAUACCAGAAGACUGAUCCAUGUAAUACUCAGACAGAAUGCCAAGGAAAAUCUAAAAUUAAUUAAAAAGUCAAAGAUAGAAGGAGAUAUUCAAAGCAGUCCUAGGAGCAGAUACGCCAGAAAAGGAUACUUGUUAGAGGUACAGAAUCUUUUGCAAGUACCAGGAAAUCAACUAUCACCUAGCAGUCCACCUGUUUCUCCCAGCAAAGUAAAAUUCCACUCUUUCGUCAAGGCUAGUCGUACACUCGCACCCUGGGAACAUUUGUUACCUUGCCCGAGGUGUUCAUUUCCCUGUCACGUGGACGGCGAGAAAAACGUGGGAACAUGUUCGAGGCAAAGUUGCUCCAUGGAAUUUUGCACCUUCUGUUCAUCGAGGCCACACACUGGUCCUUGUAAAACACCGCUAUUAGCCACACCGACCAAGAGGAAUAAACGGCGGCUGAUCAUUGGCUCGAGACAGAGCAAACGAAACCUCAGGAGAUUAUGAGUACUUUCGUUGGAAAACGUCGUCGAUCGUCGGGAGUGUCUUAUUAGAUGAAUUUCAUCAAAAAAAAAAAAAAAAAAAAAAAGAAAAAAAAAAGAAAAAGAAAUCAUAACGCAUCUUUCGACGAAAAUUAAAUUAUAAUCUUGUUGCACAGUGCGAGCGCGCGCGUGUCGAGAAUUGCGAGGAAUAUUAUACUUGGGGAUUAUUUAACUGUUGUGACACGUAGUAUUUUAAAAAUCUAAGUGGUUCGCAACCGAAAGAAAGGAUCGAUUAAACUGUAUGUUUAAAACGUGUGAAACUUAUCCGUAUUUUACAUUUUACGAAAUUUUAAAGAAACUUGAAACUUGUGAUUUGUGAAUCGUAAAAAAAGAUGGGAUAUUAAUGGUAGUAUAUUAUGGAUUCAUACACACGCACACACAUACACACACACACACAAAAUCGUUACACCUUAUUUUUAUAAAUUAGUGGGAUGGCGAUUCAAAUCAUUCCCCUUUUAUAACUUUCCUCGCUUCCGAACCACUUGCGAUAUUCGUUUAAUCAGGCAAGCAAAUGGAGGAGAGAGCCAAGAGUUAACGAACUCUCGGUUACUAAACAGUCGAUCGACGUAAAGGCCACAUAAGAUACGCCUUUUGGAUCGUUAUUGAUUCCGCGGUGAGUUAGUGGGAAAUCUAUGAAAUUUUAAAACGCGGUCUCACGAAGUUGUUAAAUCCAAACUCAGCAAAUUGAAUAUCGUCUGUUUAAGAAUCAUAAAUUCGCGAUAUGAUUGAGUUUUAGUUGCUGCGCGAUUAACUCGACUUUUACGUGGCUCUUAAAUUACAUAAUACAAUACGGAUAACAAUAAUAUAAUAACGAUAAUAACAAUGCGGAUAAGAAAUACAGCAAGAGAGAAAAAAGAAAAUACAUACGAGGAAAGAAUAUAAGAACCGAAUCGUAAAACUUUUAAGGGCAUGAGCCGACGCUUCGCGUCGACCACUUUUUACUCGGUUAAAAGGCAUCGUGUGUCGCGACUUAAUGAAGCCAGUAAAGGGAAGACGGUUGGUUAGAAACCAAGUUGCACUCUUUUCGCCCGACUCAUUUUUUCUAUUACGCGAACGCUCUCUCGUGACACGAUAACCGUCGACAUAUAAUGCAGCGCGUCUUCUCUAGAACGCCUAUAUACUAGCUUUUGACUUUUCUACGAAUCGUUUGCCUUAUUAAUUAACUGGUUGUGCGUUUUCUCUGCCCCCUUCGCCGUAGUCUGCAGAGUUUCAUUCGUGACGCAUCGCUAGCAAAAAGAAUAUAACCGAAUCAAGGUAAGAACGCCAAUUAAAGUAGAUGGCCGAAAGAAGGAUGUGGCCAGCCGCUGAAUUGUAAUAAAAUGAAACGUUGCCGCUAAAUGUUGCCGGAAUGUUAACGCGCGAAAAAAUGAAACUGAAUUUGUUCGUGUCUUGUUUUUAAAUAUUUAUCGACUCGGUGAAAGGGGGGCGGGGUUAUUUUAAUUUUAAUACCUUGACCAAAUAUAUCUAUGUUUUUAUGCUUUUAUCGCGAACAAUAAUUCGUUAAGAGAGUACAACGCGUUGUCCACGAAAAGACUCGACAAGCAUCUCAAUUGAUUAAAUUAUUUGUUUGUCUCUCGAUGUUUGUCAAUGUUUUUAUCGUAGUAAUGUUAUUAGAUAAAUUGAAAACAUUUAAACACGUUCGUCAGGCAGGAAAAAGAGCGUUUCUAGUUUUUUAAACUUUAUCCCUGGCUAAGUUGCAAAGCGAUAUAUAGCAGCCGGAAAUUGUUGACUAAUUUUUAGUAAAAUGUAUCUUGUGCAAUUUAAUCCCGUCUUACUUUACUGUUCGUCGAAUCGUAAUCCCUCGAUGCGCACGUUCUUUCUCUCUUAUCGCUUACUCUCCUCCUAAGAUGCGAUUCUCUCUCCAAAGAGAACAAGGAAAUGUUUUGUCUCGCGUGUGUACGUAUUGCUGCUAGUCUUAUAAAAUACGAGGUCAAAAAAGGAUUGCCAUGACUCGUAAAAAGGGUCGCUCAAAAAGUAUUAUUGAAGUAUGUAUGUAGCUAUAGGAAUAGUAAGAUAACAAGUUGUGUGAGUCAAGUAUCGGGGGAUAAAGAGGAGCGGUAAUGACGAAACCUUCUCGAUGAUGGAGAGUUACCUUUGAUCCUUUAUCGAUUGUAAUUUACCAUAUCUGUAUAAAUAUCUGUAUAAAUAUCGUUUUUACAUCUCGAUAAUGAAUGAUCGCGUGACAAAGAUCUGCUAUCAUUAAACCAACUUGAAAGUAUUAUUUUUAUAUUAAUGGUAUUGGCCUACAAUUCAUGGAAUUUUUUGAACAAAAAUUAAAGGUUGGUUCAGACAGGAUUGAAUAGUUUGCGGUCAACUAGCAAGUGAAGUCGAAUUUACACUGUUUCAUUGUGGAUGAUCUUCGAGAAAAACGGAUGGUUCUUCAAGAAAAAAAAAAAAAAAAAAAAAAAGAAAAAGAAGAGCAA